AUGGUGGCAGGUGGUGAACUUAGUUAUGAAGAGUUGCUGGAUCACAUUCUGAAUAAUAAGCCUAUACCUAAUAUUGUCGAAGUGCCAAAUGUUACGCUAGAUGAGGGUUUAGCUAGUACUCCUUCAUUGAAGCCAAGGUCCAGGCCUUGGGAAGGGCAGCUGCAGGAUCAAUCUAAUCAAGGAUCACAAGACAAAGCAGACAUAUCCCUGGAUAUUGACCAAGAAAACCUGGAGGGCAUGACCUCAUUAACAAAGCUGUCUGAAUGUUACGAUAUACAGUCUAAGUUACAGAUUAAUGACGGGGGCAACGAUGAUGGUGACUAUAACAAUGAUCACGAUAAAAGUGAUGGUAAUGGUAACGAUAAUGACACGGCAACCGUAAAACCGAAAACUAGGUAA
Saccharomyces paradoxus is the source of this 399-nucleotide messenger RNA. RefSeq lists its product as uncharacterized. NCBI's taxonomy places the organism in Eukaryota, Fungi, Ascomycota, Saccharomycetes, Saccharomycetales, Saccharomycetaceae. The transcript has a single exon. Bases 1 to 399 code for a protein of 132 amino acids. The record is from RefSeq and is a predicted model, not a curated record.